Molecule: messenger RNA, 846 nt
Organism: Nematocida minor
Lineage: Eukaryota; Fungi; Microsporidia
Exons: 1
Coding region: 1-846 (281 amino acids)
Source: RefSeq, a predicted model, not a curated record
AUGAAAAACAAUACAAUGACUUGGACUAAUAGCACAAUAAACAUCCAAGAUAGCGAAGCCUACUCAAAAAUCAUACACACCUGGGGAACAGGCGACAGCAUAAAAGGCCUGCUUUUGGGGAUGGCUUCUGCCCCUCUCCUUCUCGUUUCCGUUUACUUCUUCAAAGCCAGCCCACGAUUCUUCUCCAAGGAGCACGGGAUCUCUCUGCUUGCGUACAUGUCCAGUGCCUUCCUCGCUUCCCUGGGCAUCCUUCUCUUUGGCCUCCCCAUCAUCAUCACUUCCUUCCAGGUUCUUCCCAUUCUGAACCAGAUAUUUGUCAGCUCUUUCACCCUUACAAUCGAAACAGUCUCAGCAAUCGCCCUUACCAUCAUAAGCAUCUAUCUUUCUGUGGUGGGGUACAGAGACAUAGAGCAGAGCGCAGGGUUCAGCUGGAUAUCCAUAAUCAUGUUCCUUGUCAUCCUUGCUCUUGCCAUCAUGAGGCUUUCUUCACACGGCGAUGCAAUAAGAAGAAAAUUUGAGCUCGAAAAAGUGUCUGAUCUAACGUGCAUGCUCGUGCUGUCCUUUGAGGCCGCUGUGGGCUUUGGGGCCCUGUGCUCAUUCUCGUACAUUUUUACGCUCUUCCUUCCGGUGGUGGCUGUCCUUACGAGCAUGUCUUUUUUGCUGUCGAUUGAGAAGGCUCUCUACUACUACCCCGCCACUGCAGUUAUUCCUAUUUUCACUGUAUUCCUGAGAGUCUUUGGGGCUGCUAUUUCUGUUUGCAUGUACUCAAAGUCGUUUAACCCCUUCGUCCUGUUCUCGCUUAUCACAGGCGCUGUCUCCUCUAUAUUUCCUUUAAUACUGGCAUAA